Molecule: messenger RNA, 2808 nt
Organism: Baudoinia panamericana UAMH 10762
Lineage: Eukaryota; Fungi; Ascomycota; Dothideomycetes; Mycosphaerellales; Teratosphaeriaceae
Product: glycosyltransferase family 2 protein
Exons: 2
Coding region: 1-2808 (935 amino acids)
Cellular component (GO): cell periphery; cell septum
Molecular function (GO): chitin synthase activity
Source: RefSeq, a predicted model, not a curated record
AUGAGCUACGGGCGACCAGGUCGCUACGGCGACAUUGGCCUGCAAGAGCACGAGGACGAAGAUCCACACAACCCAUUCAUGGACCCGCGCAGACAGUCGCCCGAACGAUACCAAACGCCCGCAUACCAACUCGACGAUCGACCAUAUACUCACCAUGAGCCGCUCUCGAUACCCGUUGGUCCAGGCCCGUUCGGUCCGCAGGACAGGCUGCAACCGCAACCUACAUACUCCGUAGAGAAUAUGCCAAACACAUUCGGACACAGCGAGGCAUAUGAUGAUGUACAUCAGCAUGCCUACACGCCCGACCCAUACCAGACCGCGCACCAUGGCGCAGGAGAGUACGGCUUGAGCCCACACCACGAGCAUCCCCCGGGAUACGGAUAUGAGGGUGGGCAGGACUUUGAGCAGCCGCAGCACCCUUACUACCAGGAUGAGCCAGACACAAGACCCAUCCUCCAGGCGGGAACAAGCUACGGUCCAGACCCGACCAACGUCGGAGGCCCAUCACAAGAACCAGCAGGCCAAGAUCUGGAGCAAGGCUUCGCAGACGUGCAGCCUCCGCCCAAUGUGCGCAUUCGCAGGUGGAAGACGGUGAAAGAGGUGCAACUGUACAACGGCAACCUAGUGCUUGAUUGUCCUAUACCCCCACGGCUGUUGAAUCAGGUCCAGCAUGCGCAGCCACCGGAGAGAGACGAGUUCACGCAUAUGCGCUACUCGGCAGCAACGUGUGAUCCUUCGGAGUUUUCCGACAAGCGUUUCACACUCCGCCAGAGACUGUUUGCCAAGCCACGGCACACGGAGCUGUUCAUAGUCAUUACCAUGUACAAUGAGGAGGACGAGCUACUUGCGCGAACUUUGAUAGGCGUGAUCAAAAACAUCGAGUAUAUGAAUUCGCGGACGAGUAGCAAGACGUGGGGCAAGGAGGCGUGGAAGAAGAUCGUGGUAUGCAUCGUCAGCGACGGACGCGCCAAGAUUAAUCCGCGUACGAAGGCAGUGCUUGCGGCAAUGGGUAUAUACCAAGACGGCAUUGCCAAGCAGCAGGUCAACGGUCAGGACGUAACAGCACACAUCUACGAGUACACCACGCAAAUGAAUCUGGAGAUCAAGAAAGGCAUAGUCAACGUCAAGAAGGGCAACACACCGAUGCAAGUCCUCUUCUGCUUGAAGGAGAUCAACCAGAAGAAAAUCAACAGCCACAGAUGGUUCUUCCAAGCCUUCGGCGAAGUCCUACAACCCAACAUCUGCGUGCUCAUCGAUGCCGGUACCCGGCCGGGUAAGAGCAGCAUCUACCAUCUCUGGAAAGCGUUUGAUCGCGAGCCCAUGUGCGCCGGUGCUUGCGGCGAGAUCAAAGCCAUGCUGGAGCACGGCAAGAACCUCAUCAAUCCACUCGUCGCAGCGCAGAACUUUGAGUACAAAAUGAGCAAUAUCCUUGACAAGCCGCUCGAGAGCGCCUUUGGCUUCAUCUCCGUUCUACCGGGUGCCUUUUCGGCGUAUAGGUUUGUGGCGCUACAGAACGACAAGACUGGUGCCGGACCGCUGGAGAAGUACUUUGCCGGCGAGAAGAUGCACGGUUCGAAUGCUGGCAUCUUCACGGCGAAUAUGUAUCUGGCCGAGGAUCGUAUCCUCUGCUUCGAGCUCGUGUCGAAGCGGAAUUGCUCGUGGAUCCUGCAGUACGUCCAGUCGGCGAAGGGCGAGACGGACGUGCCGGAGGGGAUGGCCGAGUUCAUCUUGCAACGACGACGCUGGCUGAACGGCUCCUUCUUCGCGGCUGUAUACGCCCUGGUGCACUUCUACCAGAUCCACCGAAGCCAUCACUCGGCUGUACGAAAAUUUAUGUUCUACGUCGAGUUCAUCUACCAGGCUGUCAGCAUGAUCUUCGCCUGGUUCGCGAUUGGGAAUUUCUUCCUCGUCUUCCGCAUCCUCACCACUUCGCUUGCCGACAAGGAUCUCCUCGGCACGGCCGGGCUCGUCCUGGCGGUCUGCUUCGAAUGGCUGUACUUGGCUUGUCUGAUGACCUGUUUCGUGCUCGCGCUCGGCAACCGUCCCGCCGGAAGUGGCCGCUUUUACAUGACCCAGGUCGUCUUCUGGGCCAUCCUCAUGGCCUACCUCCUCUUCGCCUCCGUCUUCAUCACGGUCAAGAGCGUGCAAGAAAAGGUGCGCGAGGGCGGCUUCACCUUCGCCAAACUCUUCACCGAUCGCCUCUUCUUCACCCUCAUCAUCAGCAUGUGCUCGACGUGGCUAUUAUACCUAGUGACAAGCAUCAUCUUCCUCGACCCCUGGCACAUGUUCACCUCCUUCAUCCAAUACCUCCUCCUCACGCCCACCUACAUCAACAUCCUCAACGUCUACGCCUUCUGCAACACCCACGAUGUUAGCUGGGGUACUAAAGGCGACGACAAAGCCGAGAAACUCCCCUCCGCCAACGUCAAACCGGGCGGCAAAGUGGAUGUGGUCAUCCCCACCGACGACGCAGAUCUAAACUCCCAAUACGAAACCGAACUCCGCACCUUCAGCACAAGAUUCCAGAAGGAAAAAGCGGUCAUCGACGACAAGACGAAGCACGAGGAUUACUACAAGGGAUUUCGCUCGGCGGUGGUGUUGGCGUGGAUGUUUUGCAAUCUGGGUCUGGCGGCGGUGGUGCUGAAUGCGGGUGGGUUGCAGAAUGUCGGCCCGAACACGGAUACGGCUGAGCAGCGACGGGCGACGAUCUACAUGGGCGUGGUGUUGUAUAGUGUUGCUGUCCUCGCGGCAAUACGGUUUGUGGGCGCUUGUUGGUUUACGGUCGUUAGGUUGUUUAGGGGGGUGUGA